AUGGGCGUCGGGACCUUUACGUCCUUCAAGCCGAACGCUCACACUGGUUGCAAGUACCCGAGCCUUAUUCGUAUACCAGUUAUUGCAACCUUGUGGGUAAACGCUGAUCUUUGUGGUCCAAAUUUGACAUACUAUCUUAUGGAACUCAAGGCCGAUGGUCUGUAUCUGAUGGAAGAGCUUGUCACAAUCAGAAUGCCAUUAUGUAUCAAGGACAUUUAUCUUGCGAGCCUUAGCCAAAUCAAGAAUGUCACCCAUCACUUUUACCAUCAUUGCAAGCAAUCCGAUGCAUCCGCGAUGAUAAUCAUUAGCAAACGCAACAGAGUUAGUCCCACUGCUGAAAACCUUGAUCAUGUCAUUGAAAAGACCAUUGAUCGCAAGCGACAUAAUCAUGUCAAAUAUUGA
Lichtheimia ornata is the source of this 402-nucleotide messenger RNA. RefSeq lists its product as uncharacterized. The transcript is spliced from 2 exons. Bases 1 to 402 code for a protein of 133 amino acids. The record is from RefSeq and is a predicted model, not a curated record. Lineage: Eukaryota; Fungi; Mucoromycota; Mucoromycetes; Mucorales; Lichtheimiaceae.